Molecule: messenger RNA, 389 nt
Organism: Symbiodinium necroappetens
Lineage: Eukaryota; Dinophyceae; Suessiales; Symbiodiniaceae
Source: the annotation of a GenBank genome assembly
GAGCUGUGGAAGGCCACCAAUUCGCUCUGCUCAGCAUCGGAGGCUGGCCCUUCCGGAUUCGGCGCGUCGGAACGUUUGAAGGUUUGGGACAUGGUGGGCGGCUUGAGCUGCAGUUGGGCAGUGGAGAAUUCGGUGAAGAGGUCCUCUGGCAGCUCCUGGAGGGCGGAAAAACUGCAUCUGGAGGCCACCUAGAGGAGGCCUGUGCAAGAAGCGGAUGCAAGUACUGGUGCCAACUUUACGAUCUGGACUGGCUGGGGCCGAAGAGGGAUGAGCACCUUGCCAUAGAUCCGGAAAUUCCUUUGCAAAAGGGCUAUGUGUGGUUCCGCGUGCUGGAGAGAACUGAACUUCCCGGGACUGGGCGCCGGGCUGUAAGGGUGCAGCUCCUGGAG